Molecule: messenger RNA, 1230 nt
Organism: Auanema sp. JU1783
Lineage: Eukaryota; Metazoa; Nematoda; Chromadorea; Rhabditida; Rhabditidae
Source: the annotation of a GenBank genome assembly
AUGGGUAAUCUGUUUUCAUCUCCAGUCGAAUCGGCUCUUCAUUCUGAUCCAAAAAUUAUUGAGAAUGUGCAGAAGAACAUGAUCCAUGAAAGUUCGGAGACUAUGGUGUCUGUUCCUCCUGUUUCUCUUGAAGAUUUGAAAGAAUUUGAUUUUCCAAAGGCAGGUUGUACGCCGUUAUCGCUUAUUGGUUAUGACUUUCAGGUUGAACUCCAUUUACAUUUAGAUGGAGCUGUUCGUUUUGAAACUCUAUUGGAUGUGUCCAAAUCUCGUGGCAUCCCUAUCAAGAAUGACAAGACGGGUGAAGUAGCAACAACUAUUGAUGAAGUAAAGAAGAUGCUAAUUACUCACACUCCCGCAGAUUUGGCUCUUGUAUUAGCUCCGUUUGAAAUUUUCUUGCCUGUAGUCAGAGGUUGCGCACAUGUUGUAGAACGAAUUGCUUACGAGUUGUGUGAAGAUCAACAUAACAACGGCGUUGUCUAUUUUGAAGGAAGAUAUGCUCCUCAUCUUCUGUCUGGUGAUGAUCUUGAUGCAGCGGGUGUUAUUGCAGCCGUUAAGAAAGGAUUUGACAGAGGAGAGAAAGACUUCGGCGUCAAAGCGCGAUCUAUUCUUUGUGCUAUCCGUGGUCUUGAUGCAUUCACUGAACAAAUUAUAACCCUCGCUUCCGAUUUGAAACAUUUGGGAGUGGUUGGUAUUGACGUUGCGGGAUCAGCUCAUGGUGCUGAUGAACAAUAUGAGCCAAAUGUUGUUACAAUUUUCCAAGAAGCCUACAAGUUAGGAAUUCACCGUACCGUACAUGCUGGAGAGAGUGGCGGACCCAAAGAAAUGAAAAGAGCUCUCACUGAUAUGCAUGCUGAACGCAUUGGGCACGGUUAUAGAGUUAUGCGUGAGCCUGAUUUUUAUCGGGAGAGAUUCGUAGAAGAUAAAUCAAUUCAUCUUGAAGCUUGUCCUUAUUCCUCAGUCAUGACCGGAGCUGUAGAACUCGACUGGAAGCACCACCCAGUAGCCACUUGGGCUGCUGACGAUGUCAACUUUUCACUGUCUCGUGACGAUCCCACAUGCUUUGGAAAUACCAUGAACAGUGAGCUUAAGUUAGCUAAAGAGAGUAUAGGACUGACAACCCAUCAGUUGUGGAAGGCGCAACUAAAUGCAGCCCAUGCUUGUUUCCUGCCUGAAGAUGAAAAGCAACAACUGAUUGAGCAGAUUAAGAAUGCAGAACCUGCUCAAAUCUAA